GACCUGGGUUACUGGAGACUCGCAUCAUGGUCACUAAGGACCUGGGGUUACUGGAGACUCAGUACAUGGUCACAAAGGACCUGGGGUUACUGGAACUCAGUAUCAUGGUCAGAAACGGACCGGGGGUUACUGGAGACCCAGCAUCAUGGCCCACUACGGACCUGGGGUUACUGAGACUCAGUAUCAUGGUCACAAACGGACCUGGGUUACUGGAGACUCAGAAAUCAUGGUCACUAAGGACCUGGGUUAAACUGGAGACUCAGCAUCAGGGUCACUAAUUCCUGGGUUUACUUGGAGACCUCGCAUCAUGGUCACUACGGACCUGGGUUAGGGAGACUCAUUAUCAUGGUCACUAAGACCUGGGGUUACUGGGCCCUCAGCAUCAUGUCACUAAGGACCUGGGGUUACGGGAAACCCCCGCAUCAUGGUCCUACGGACCUGGGGUUACUGGAGACUCAGCAUCAUUGGUCACUAAGGACCUGGGGUUACUGAGACUCAGCAUCAUGGUCACUAAGGACCUGGGGGUUACGGGAUACCCAGCAUCAUGGUCACUAAGGACCUGGGGUUACUGGAGACUCACAUCAUGGUCACUAAGGACCUGGGUUACUGGAGACUCAGCAUCAUGGUCACUAAGGACCUGGGGUUACUGGAGACUCAGUAUCAUGGUCACUACAGGACCUGGGGUUACUGGAGACUCAGCAUCAUGGUCACUAAGGACCUGGGGUUACUGGAGACUCAGCAUCAUUGGUCACUAAGGACCUGGGGUUACUGUAGACCCACAUCAUGGUCACUAGGACCUGGGGUUUACUGGAACUCAGCAUCAUGGGUCACUAAGGACCUGGGGUUACUGGAGACUCAGUAUCAUGGUCACUACGGACCCUGGGGUUACUGGAGACAUAUAAUUCCAAUUAUUAGAACAGACAUUCCCAUUGAAGUCAAUGUUCCGUGGCGGGUGUACUGGCGGCUAUGGGUGUACAAUGGUCUGAGGGGCUAUGUUCAUUCUAGUGAUUCUAAUUCUAUGACUGUAACUCAUUUUAAUGGUCCUAAUUCUAUGACUAACUAAUUCUAGUGAUUCUAAUUCUAUGACUAACUCAUUCUUUCACUGCAGUACACUUAAAGGGCACCUGUCAUAUUUAGUCCUGAAUGAGGACUACUCAAUGACAUGACUAUUCAAUUUAAUAAUAAUCAACAUUUGUGACAGAUAUUAGGUUUUUGCUGAUGAUGUACUACUAGGCUUUCCCUGGAUAUUUUCUUAAACUAUCAGUAAAUCAUAAUGGAACAGAAUCAGUAUCUGAUUUGGACAGCAUCAUGACAGCAGUAUUAAGUGAGGCAAGGAUCAUAGGCAGACCAUCAAUAUGAAUAUGUGACUAACCUGUUUCCCACAUUUUAAAGCAUAGAUGUUACAGUAUGUGUAGAGUCUUACACUGUCACCAUGACAACCAAACAUUGAGUGUACCAGACAAUCUGACUGUUAGAGUAGUUACGUUUCCUAGAAAAGACACACACAGGCAGUGUGUCUGGUAUUUGGUGGACUCUACAGGCUCCAGCAGCCGCAUCAACAAAUCCACAGAGCCUUAGGGGGAGAAAAUAGUUCACAAAUCAGUACCGGGGCCACGUUCAAGGGAAUUUGGAUAGAGAGAGAAGGACGAAGAGUGAGAAAGAGAGAGACAGACAGAAAGAAGAAGAGAAAGAGGAAAGAGACCAAGAUAGAGAGAACGAGAGAGAGACAGAACGAGAGAGAGAGAGACAGAACGAGAGAGAGAGACAGAACGAGAGAGACAGAACGAGAGAGAGAGAACGAGAGAGAGACAGAACGAGAGAGAGAGACAGAACGAGAGAUAGAGAAAGAACGAGAGAUAGAAAGAACGAGAGAGAGAGAGAGAAAAAGAAUGAGAGAGAUAGAGAGACAGAUAGAAAGAGAAGAUAGAGACCAAGAGAGAGAACGUGAAAGAGAAUUAGAGAAAACACAUCUGGACUGGAUCCCUUGAGACAGUCUGGACAACAGACAUUAACAUUAACAUACUGUACUACAAUACCAGGGAGCAUGGAGCUGUACUUACUUGAGGGCAUGGUGUAGGUUUCCUCUUCGUCUAUAAUCUCAGCAUAAUCGUCUGUCUCUGCAGAAACACAACAGCCUCGUGGUCAGUCCAGUCACACACACACACCACCUCCAGAGACGGAUACACACAGAUAAAGCUAGCCAGACACAUACCCCCUUUCACACAAGUAACUACAGCCAGCUGAAAAUAAAUAUGCGAGUCACAUAGCAAGUGCUCCUCGGCAAAUUCCCACACUGCCGGACACAGAGCGAGACACACGCGUUCUCUCGUACACGCACACACUCGGCCUCGUACAGUAAACACACACAGAAACACAAGCAUUUGCGCUCGAAACUCUCACAGUUUCAGCCGCAUAUCUGUCUGCUCUGUCUGUCUGUCUAGCCAAUCAGAACUCAGCAGUACAGCUGGGCUUCUGGGUUAGGGGUGAAGAAGAGGGGAGGAGAGGGGACGUGGAGACGGAGGGGGGGGAUGGAACCAGUUAUUCCCUUUCUCUUCACGAGAGAGAAAGAGAGAGAAGAGCUCUACAGAGAGUAGUGUGCACGGUCCAGUCCAUCACUAGGCCGAGCUCCCUGCCAUCCCCCAUCCCCUAGAUAAACAGACUUAGGUGUUUACAGUAUGUGAACGGCCUCUGGCUGUCCAAUCUUGACUUGAUCGAAAAUGGUCAUUCGCUAGCUGUGCCGUCUUGGCUACUGUUCCUCUUAGGGAAGGGAGAACACCAGAUCGUGUAGUGUUUAGCCAGCCGCCAGGCGGCCCAUUUUAGACAGGAAGGAAAGCAGUGCCACGGAGCUCUGCUCUUCCAGCCAAACUCAGCUCUCUUCACGGGGCCGAGCUGGGAGAGGGCUUGGAGCUGGGCCCUUAAAGACGCAGGCAGAGAGCAGGAGUGCUGAUCUAGGAUCAUGUUCCCCCAUUGUCUAUCUAAUCUUAUUCAUUGUGAUAAAAAAUGAAAAACUGAUCCUAGAUCAGCAUGCCUAAUCUGAGACUCUUUGUGAAUACCGGUUCAGAUUUUAGGACAGAAAAACUGAACAAACCUGGGUUCAAACAGCCUAGCAUUUGUUUUCUUUCAAAUACUUUAAUCUGUGAUUGAUUAGGCUUGUCUGGCACCAUGGAACCAAUGGAAUAGUCCCAAAAGUUCAAACCCCGCCAAUUUGGCACUGUAGACAGGCUCAAACUCAAUCGAUUCGAAUCACAUGGCAGCACUGCACCUCGGACAGAUUUCAGCACAAUUUUCAGCACAUUUUCUAGAGACGUUAAAAGUUACAUUGAUUCCCUAACUCCAAUCACGUCUAUUGCAUGAUUAGUGCAUUACCAAUGACAAACCUCUAGAAGCAGAUAGAUAACAACAGAUUCAUUUAAUUUGAUUCAUGAUUCAUGUGAUUGAUAUGAUUCAUGAGUCAUCAUAGGGAACAUACAGUAGAGUCAUACACACAACACAACACAAACCCCCAGAAUCCCUCAUGGCCCCAGUGAGUUAGUAGCAGGUGACAGGAAGGAAUGGAGGGAAAUAUUAAAAGAAGCCAAACAUUACCAUCCCCACUACAAUCCUCUGCAGGUCCAAGGAGAGCAUGCAAAACAGAGAGAAUGAGGGAGAGAGAGAAAGAAAGGGGAGAGAGGAAGAAGAGAGAAGAGAGAGAGAGAGAUAGAGAGAUAGAGAGAGAAGGAGAGAGAGAGAGAGAGAGUGAUAGAGCGCUCUUAGAGAAGAUAGUAAUCUAUACAUUUUUUAUCUCUACGCCUUCUGCGUAUAGUAGAUCGACCUCGCUCUGUUUCUCUCUUCUAGCGUCUCUGCUCUCUGCUCUUUUUUCUUUCUCUCUCUCUCUUUUUCUAUCUGUUUAGUCUUCCCUCUCUCUCUCUCUCGUUUCUCUCCCCUCUCUCUCCUCUCUCGCUCUCUCUCUCUCUCUCUCUCUCUCUCUCCUCUCGUCUCUCUCUCUCUCUCUCUCCCUCUCUCUCUCUCUCUCUCUCUCUCUCUGCUCUCUCUCUUUCUCUCUCUCUCCUUCUCUCUUCUCUCCUACCUUUUUUUUCUCUCUCUCUCUCCCUCUCUCUCUCUCUCUCUCUUUGCCUCUCUCUCUUGUUUUCUCUCCUCUUCUCUCUCUCUUCUCUCCUCUUUUUUUUUCUCUCUUCUCUCUCUCUCUCUUCUCUACUCCUCUUUCCUUCUCGUUCUCUCUUCCUCUCUCUCUCCUUAUCCUUUAUCCCACAAUUUUUCAACCAAUUAUAUGGAAAAGUAUAAAAGACAAGGUAUAUUCAUUCAAAAUGAGUUUAAUAAUUGUUACCGUGACACCUUCCCUCAAGACAAGCAGUGACUGGGCAUUUCAACAGUGUAUCCAAUCCAUGCUUUUAUUUAGUAUCAGUGGGAAAGCUUCUACUUUAAAUUGAGUUAGUCUGUCGUUGGAAUGUGUGGAACCUGAUUGAGUUUGGUUGAAGGGACGGCCAGAGCAGUGAACUCCAGCCAGCAUUGUUCGGAGCGGGGUCGGUGGAGUUAAUUGGCUAUCACCUGGCUAUUCUUAGCAUGGGAAGAGGCGAGAUCAGGUGGGACCGUUCUAGCCAUUGAGUGGGCAGAUACGUGUGUGAACAACAGGCACAACUCCAAUAUAAAAGUUGAUUUUUUCAAAGUUGCCGAAAUACCAGGUGCGUCCACUUACAUCAGUGCAUUCGUAACAACCUAACCAUUACGAAACGUAUAUUUGAUCAAAUAAGCCCCACGUAGCAAAUUAGCAAUUACGUUUUUUGUUGACCAAAUUCGAAACUUUCUCAUUGACCUCCAUACAAGAAUUCCUCACUUCGAGGGCUUAUUUUUGUGUACAGAUUUUGAGCGGAGUAAACCCUCUUGCUUCGCAUCUUCCUCUCUGGUGUUGGUUAACUUUGUAGUUAGAUUAUUUUUGUUUUUACACAUCCUUGAGGGCAUAAACUCAGCUGGCAAAAUCCAGCUGAAUUUAUAGCGAUAUAUAGGAUAUCUACAUCUGUGUGAUUAUAGCAAUAUAAACAGAUGGUUAUUAAGUCAGAAAGCUAUUAAAGGGUGUUUCAUCUUUAACCUCUCAGAAGCUAUAGGUCAUCUGCCUGGUUGCUGACGUGGCCUUACAGCAGUCCUGCACCAUCAGCCCAGUAACAGCCCAGUCAGGCUCUGGUGCAUCCCAAAUGGGGAUAGCACCUUAUUCCCUUUAUAGUGCACUACUUUUGACCAUGGCCCAUAAGGCAAUAGGGUGUCAUUUGGGACUCAGCCUCUAUUGGUUUUGCGGGCCGUGACUCGACUACAAUCAGCAGGCGACACACCUUCCCGGGAAAAAAUUAAAUGUGUAAUUAAUUUGAUCUUGCAGUCUUGGAAAGCUGGAUCGGUUUAAAGGUGUUUUAUUCUAAGACACGACAGGGAUAGGGCAUGAGCGAUGAGAUGUGUUUAAUCUCAUUGAGGAGAUAUUCCUUUUUUCCCGGCAGGCUAGUUCUGUUCGGCCAUUGUAGCUGUUGCUUUGUCAGGCAUUUUUAGAGAGGGUUUCUCAACAGAACUUUCUAUUGACAUCUCCACACUUCACCUCAAUCCCCUACACACUUGUUACGUGGCCCUGUGUGUUUGUUUGUGUGUGUGUGUGUGUGUGUGUGUGUGUGUGCGUUGGGGAUUUGGGCACUCAGUGUGGCAGACAUGGUUAGUCAGAGAAAAACAGGAAGCAGGGUCAGUCUAGUCAGCCAAUCAGAGCAGUGGUACCCUUUGACGAAGAGUCAUGUGCACAGUAGACAAAAGGAAGGAGAAAGCGCCUGGCUUUAGCAGGUUUAGGAGGUGUUGGGAUCACAGAGUUGACAGAGUCUUCAGCCAAUCAGAGAGAGGGAUGAGAGAGCGGGAGAGAUGGUGAGAAGAAGAGAUGAAUAGUGCUUCUGACAAAAAAAGCUCUGGGGUGUUUCCCCCAGGUACACAUUUAGGAUCAGCUUCCCCUCUGUCAAUCCUAACCUUAACCAUUAGUGGGGAAAAUGCUAAACUGACCCCAGAUCAGUGUCUAGGGGCAACUUCACCACAGAACACACAUUGAGCAGCAGACAGCAUUUGUGAAGGAGUGAUGAAUGUUGGUGUGACGGAGUCCGAAACUUUUCCCAUAUUCCAGAGAACAUUUUAAAUUUCCAUUUACACCUCAGAAAUCAUUAUCACUCUGGCAUGCCUGUUAUGAAACUACAUGAAAUACGUCAAUAAUAAAAAUAUUAAUCAAUCUCUCCUUUCUUAUACCGACCAACAGGGUAGUCAAAACCGACAUGGCAGCGCUAGCCUCACUUUAAAUACGUCAUUUCUGACAGCAUAGUAAUAAAUCCUUCACUAUUCUACACCGGGGCUAAGGAAUUGAUUUCCACUUCUUCAAAAGGUCUUGGAUAUGACUGUACACUGACACAAUAUCGAAUGAAUUCAGUUAAAUAUAUUGGAUUUAUGCUUUAGCUUUUUUUUUAGGGCUUUUCUCUCUGAGCCCUUUCUGAGUAAUAGCAUUGAUGGAUGGUAUCAAGAACUGGUGUAAACAUGGAACUCAGACCGUCUCAGAACACACUCCAUUAACACUCCGUUUAACCUCAGUGUUUUUGAUAUGUGGCAAAAUGUCCACUAUCAAGUGCAGAGCUGUAGUGUGGUGGUAACACUUCUCAGCAUAAGUCACAUAUACAACUCCCCACCGGAGACUGGGGUUCGAUUCCCGCGUCCACCUUUCUCACUGUUUCUCCCACUUGGCUGUCUCCCCUUACGAUCUUCCUCACUGUCUGAAUAAAUUGUAAAAACUCCCAAAACAUAUUUUUUUCAACCCACUAUGAAAUAGCAUCCAGUCUGACAGUGCAACUGAAACAACCAGUAUGACUAUUAAUUACUGACAGUGGUAGAGAGGAGACUUAUCCCAUAGUUUGUUUCAAAAACUGCAUUUAAAGAAGUGUUUAUAUAGAUAGGCCUACUGUGGGCAUAUGCUAAAAAAUCAUCAAACCAUAUUGUUUAAAACAAAUCAGUAAACUCUUAACCAUCUAUCUGGAAUAUACUAUCUGUGAGUACUACACUCCUCAACCUUUACAUCACUGUGUAGCUACAAGAGAGCUGACGCACCCUAAGAUACCCUACGACACUUAAUAUCACCCUAUGACACCCUCUGACCCUCCCAACCUCAGAGACAAGCUCUCAGCAGCAUAGAACACAAGCAUCUCUUUGAUACCAUACUGUCUGACUCUCUACUCCCCUAAUCUCUGACCCCUGGUCAGUUAACAGGGCCUGUCCAACCCCUUCAAUCAGGCCUUUAUCUGUAACUGCAGCCCCCCAGGCUAUUAACAUUCACCAGCCACAUCACAGGCCUCUGACAUUUAGAAGAUUAAGAGAAAUAGACUGGGGAAGAGAGAGGGAGGCAAAAGGAUGUAGGGAGGAAGGGAGAGAGAGAGAGAUGUAGAGAGAGAGAGAGAGAGAGAGAGAUAGUAGAGCUGCGGAGACUAGCGAGGCGAGAGAAGAGGGUAUGAGCGAUUUUUUCCGCGCGGUUUCUCUCUCUGUCUCUGUGGGCUAUUUCUCUCUCUUUUCGUCUGAUCGCUUUUUUCUAUCGCCCAUGCGUUUGGCUCGCUUCUGGCUUCUCUCUUGCCUCUCUUCUUUCUCUUCUCGCUUUUCUCUUUUCUCCUCCUCUUUUCUCUCUCUCUUUUCUGCUCUCCCCUCGCCCGUUCCUUGGCUCUGGGUCGCUCUUUCCCCGUCAACCGUCCCAGAGGGGAGAGCGAGACAGAGAGAGAGACAGAGUGAGAGAGGAGAGCUGUGAAACACAAUGGACAAGACAGUCAUUCUCCUUGUCUGAUGCUAAUGAUACGUAAGUGAAGCUAAAGCGUGGACCCAACUGCUCCUGAGUCUAAAGGCAUCAACAUGCUUUGGUUGGGCUGGCGCCUAGCCGAGUUCAGCUACGUGAACCCAACAAAUGUCUCGCAUACUGCCUUUGUUUGAAAAACCAGAAAAAGCGGCAAUAGUACUGUUUGUCCAUCUUGAGACGCCUUAGCCAGUAUACCCUUCCCCAAAAUAGUCAAAACUAAUCGAAGAUAACUCAAGAAAUCUGUCAUUAUUUUGCACUUUUUGCAGAGGAGAUCUUAGUCGCACAAUUUUACAGCAGUAUUUGUUCAAGUGAACAAAAUGUGCAUGAAAACGAGUCGUCUAUCGUUGAAAGACAACAAACACUUCAUUGAAGAAUCCCUACUGUUGACCAAUGACCGACGAAGGGCCGUAGACUUCGGCUUGCCUCGAGAAAAAAAUGUGUGUGCAUCUUCGUCGAGGAGGGGGGGGGGGGGUUGUGUUUGCAUGGGCAUCUCCAGCUGCAGGCCUUGGCACCUGCUGGCCCCCUCAUACCCUCCUCACCCUGCCAAUCCCCUCCCGUCCUCCCCAUCUCCUUAGCAGUGACUCCUCCUGCCAGUUGCUAAUCCACAAGCAUGUUAAGGCUGCAGUGUUACGUUCCAGUGUGAUAGAUGUGCCUCGUGCAAUUCAAAGGCGCACUGCCGCUGCUAAAUCGUUGCCUCAACUGAAUAAAAAUAAGAGGCACUUUUAUGAUCUGAGUGACAACAUCAGAUCGUCUGGGAAACCUCCACGGUAACCAUCUAGCUAGCUUGUAAUCCUGGAAGUAUAGCCAACCAUAUUAAUACCCACAAACAUCCAAGUAAGGGCGUUCAUGCAAUAUUAGGUUGAGCAUUAGAUAUCUAAUACUUACUAAUAUCCAGUGGUUUUACAGAUCAAUGGACGGAAGCAUCUGGGAUCAGCUUGAGAGUGAUUAUCUGAUAAAAGCGUGGUCAUCUUCGCUCCAACAGCCACCCAUAUAUGGACUUCCAUCAAUAGCCCAGCUAUGUACAGUACAAUAAGACAGUCAGAGAUAUUGAUGAGGCACUGAUCUCUUACCUGAGACAGAGAUGGCACGCACCCCGGCGCUCCGGACCACCCCCUCUACUACCUUCUUCUCAUUGUUGGGUACCCUGCAGGGUAAAGGGCAGAGACCGAGUGGAUCAACAAGGGAAAUUCCCAAACCUAAAACCAGUUAGUAAAUCAACAGCGUCCACAGCAACUCCAGGAGGUUCAAGUGCAUUCCUGAAAACGAUCUCUGGGGCUAAAUGGAAAACAUCCACAAUAUUCUGAGAACCAUUCUCCUCCUGGAGCCACUGAACAGCCUUGGAAGGAUCUAGUGUUGAGGUGCAGGACCAAUAUGGGGACUAGGGAGGAGGAAUUCUGAGAAGAUCCUACUGUAGAGAACUAUUUAUCAGGAUUCUACCCCAGAACUGUUUAAACAGCUUUUUAGAAGAGUUUGUUAUUUGAGCUAAAGAGAGAGAGAGCAAGGCAUGUAGAGAGAGAGAGAGAGAGAGAGAGAGAGAGAGAGAGAGAGAGAGAGAUGUAGAGAGAGAGCGAGAGAGAGAGCCUUUACAAGUGUUUGAAAACACUAAGUGGAAAAUAUUUGGCUCCAUAACGUUUAUCCUUAUUUGACCAAAGCCCAGAGAGCCAAAGAGCAGAGAGGGAGAGGGAGGAGAGAGAGAGAGAGAGAGAGAGAGAGAGAGAGAGAGAGAGAAGAGGAGAGAGGAGCUAGUACUCCCAUCUUUUGUCUUCUCUCAUCCCCCUCUCGUUCUCUGUUCUCUCUCUAGCCUCUCUCUCUCUCUCUCUCUAACCUCGAGAGAGAGAGAAAAGGUGUGAUUGUGGAAAACACCCCUCUAGCUCUAGCUGAAAUAGGGUUGACCCCAUUUAGUCGACUGAUUGUUUGGUCGAUAGGCUGGUCGACCGAGAUUUUUUUAAAUCGAGCAGUGGCAAAUAUAUACAAAUAAUUUAUUCACGCCUGUCUGAGUGGAGUAAUCCAUUGCAGAGUACGCGGGGAUGGCAGACCAGUAUCACCCAGUAGUACAUUUACCGUUAAUUACCAUAAUUUUUAUUCUACAAUGUUUGUUUGGUUACUGUAAUGCAUUCAAUAUAUUAUUAUUACAGUCUUACCGUUGUCAUUGUAGGAGUGGGCACGUUGUUUGCAGAGUGCACAACCUAUGCUACACUUGUGAGGAAAAAGUUUUGGUUUAUUUCAUUCCAUUUACGAGUUGUCAAUUUAUUCAUUGUCUUUUGUUUGGAGCGCUUCUGUCAAUCUUGAGUAAGGACACGCACCUGAUUACGCAUAGAAGUAGGCCUGGGCUACCUGGCCUCUGCGCAAAUGUAGGCCUAUAAAUGUGCCCAUUUGGGGAUCUGAUACUAUUUCUGAUUGUCUUAACUCGGGGAUCUGAUACUAUUUCUGAUUGUCUUAACUCACCAUCAUUGUGUAGCUUCUCAAAGUAAUUUUUUCUUCGCCUCAAACUGAAAGUAAACAAAGUCUGUUUUUACAUCAAUUGAGAAUGACAAUAGCUCCUCAAUGUAGCCUAUUUGAAAAAUAUUUCCAGCUCUCUCCAAUGUUGCAAGUUUGCUAGUACAAGCUUUGGCCUGACCAAGUUAAUAGUUGAUAGAAUGUUUCAAGUUCCUUGCAGACAGGCCAUGCGUAGCCAAUGUGAUUUAUAGGAUAUUUAUUUUUAUCAGGAUAUUUUCUACCUGCAGGCUGCAAUGUUUUUAUAUGUUUGCUUUAUGUAGGCUACUUUUACAUAUUGGCAAUGGCAAUAGAAGUUACUUUUAGAUUUGUAUCAUUUUCAUUUAAGAUAGAAUUUUGAUUAACCACAUGACAUUGAUUUUGAGAUAUGAAGACUAUUAUAAAUUAAAUGAAACUGUUCCUCGGAAAUGUGCAUAUGGAAAUCAAAACUGGCACGUAGAUCAGUAGAAAUGGUACGAUAACUUUGUACUCCAAAUGGAAAAGGUUUGCCGACCGCUGCCGUAGCCUAUUACCGGCAACAGAGCUGACGCUAGGAGUCCUACAAAUAGAUUUACUGACCAGAUGGUUUCUUGUUUGUUUCUUUCUUUCUUACACAGUUCUUUAUGUUUACACUAUCAUAUAGGUUUUUAUGUGAAUGAACAUUCAAAAUAUACCCGUACCAUACAGUAGACCCUGAUGUUGUGUUUAUCUGUGGGGAUUGGGCAUGUGCCUCCCUUGUGAUAGAGGAGAUUGUCAGCAGCGUCCGAACAUCGCUGUUACAUUGAGUCAAAAGAAAAACAGAUGGGGUUGGUUGGUAGCAUUGUCCUGUAUGUACUGUUUUGUUUUUGGUUUGUGUUAUUGGGUUAGGUUGUGGGUGGGGGUUGUGGUUGGUGUGGUUGUGGGUGUGGUUUUUUGGUUUGUUUUGUUGUUUUUUUUGGUUUUUGUUUUUGUUUUUGUUGUUUUGUUUGUUUUUUUUUUUUUUUUUUGUUUUUUUUUUUUUUGUUUGUUUUGUUUUUUGUUUUUUGGUGGGUGGGGGGGGGGGGGGGAAUCACAAGCACAGGAGAGGAAUAGCCUGUUUCAAGUGUUCCCCUACUCCCCUCUACUCCCACAAAAGAAAGAGCAGACAGUCCAACUCCAAACAAGGCUUAACACCCCCCCCCCCCCCCCCCCCCCCCCCCCCCCCCCCCCAAAAAACAACAACAACAACAUAUCUGCUUCAAGCAAAGACUAAGGUGUUUUUUGUUGAAAAUAAACCAGAUCUCUAUCAGACUGAUAAAGGCAUUGAGUAUUGACAGUGAAUUCACCUACAACUACUAUCAAUGUGUAAUAAAGGCAUCGGGGAAGUCAUGACCACAACAAAACAAUUCUGUAUGAGUGUAUUUCCAAAUCAAACUACAACUGGAAACCUUAGAAAACGGGAAGAGUUAAAAAAUAACACUACAGUCUACUGUUGCGGCGAUUGCCUAAUGUUUGGAGAUGACCUAAUACAAUGCAGUCCAUUUAGACUGAAAUGAGAACAUCACACAAGGCAGAGUGAAUCUGUGACCAUCACUGGAGCAACGCAAUCUUGAAAACCUAGUAAUGUUAACACUCAAACCCAAACAAACUUCAACUACAGUAAUAAUUCUUAGUAGUAGUAUCUUUUUGAGACGGUGUGUGGGACAUCUGUGACUGCCACAACACAAUCGUCAACACCAUAAGCAGGUAAGCAGCCCCCAUACGAACUCAAACUGUAUAUAUUUGUGUGUGUGUGUGUGUGUGUGUGUGUGUGUGUGUGUGUGUCGAAGGCAGAGUGCAACUGUCAGUGUCCCACUAGCAACACAAUCUUAAAAACCAUCUAGUAAAAUGAACACACACUGGUACCUCCUGGUAUGUUUUUGAGACAGUGUGUGUGUGUGUGUGUGUGUGAGGAAGACGUACCUUUCUGUGGCCGUAUGAUGAAGGACUGGGUGGCUCCGUUGACCAGGCGACAGUAGCCGUCUAUGAGGUCGGCCAUGUUUUCAGCUGUGGUGAGUGACGGCGUGGUCACUGUGAGAGGCUGUGGACACAGAGCAGCAGCCCACAAAUAGUCAUUAUUAGCAGCACGGGCAGAGGGACAGGGCUGUUACAACUGUUCUGCUCUGACUGGGGCUGCCAGCUGCCCCUCCCAUCACACAUCAACUGUGUCAUCCUCUAUGGCUGACAGACAGAGUAGUAACCCAAUACUAUAAUCAUCCUCUAUGGCUGACAGACAGAGUAGUAACCCAAUACUAUAAUCAUCCUCUAUGGCUGACAGACAGAGUAGUAACCCAAUACUAUAAUCAUCCUCUAUGGCUGACAGACAGAGUAGUAACCCAAUAGUAUAAUCAUCCUCUGUGGCUGACAGACAGAGUAGUAACCCAAUAGUAUAAUCAUCCUCUAUGGCUGACAGACAGAGUAGUAACCCAAUACUAUAAUCAUCCUCUAUGGCUGACAGACAGAGUAGUAACCCAAUACUAUAAUCAUCCUCUAUGGCUGACAGACGGAGUAGUAACCCAAUACUAUAAUCAUCCUCUAAGGCUGACAGACAGAGUAGUAACCCAAUACUAUAAUCAUCCUCUAUGGCUGACAGACGGAGUAGUAACACAAUACUAUAAUCAUCCUCUAUGGCUGACAGACAGAGUAGUAACCCAAUACUAUAAUCAUCCUCUAUGGCUGACAGACAGACAGAGUAGUAACCCAAUACUAUAAUCAUCCUCUAUGGCUGACAGACAGAGUAGUAACCCAAUACUAUAAUCAUCCUCUAUGGCUGACAGACAGAGUAGUAACCCAAUACUAUAAUCAUCCUCUAUGGCUGACAGACAGAGUAGUAACCCAAUACUAUAAUCAUCCUCUAUGGCUGACAGACAGAGUAGUAACCCAAUACUAUAAUCAUCCUCUAUGGCUGACAGACAGAGUAGUAACCCAAUACUAUAAUCAUCCUCUAUGGCUGACAGACAGAGUAGUAACCCAAUACUAUAAUCAUCCUCUAUGGCUGACAGACAGAGUAGUAACCCAAUACUAUAAUCAUCCUCUAUGGCUGACAGACAGAGUAGUAACCCAAUACUAUAAUCAUCCUCUAUGGCUGACAGACAGAGUAGUAACCCAAUACUAUAAUCAUCCUCUAUGGCUGACAGACAGAGUAGUAACCAAAUACUAUAAUCAUCCUCUAUGGCUGACAGACAGAGUAGUAACCCAAUACUAUAAUCAUCCUCUAUGGCUGACAGACAGAGUAGUAACCCAAUACUAUAAUCAUCCUCUAUGGCUGACAGACAGAGUAGUAACCCAAUACUAUAAUCAUCCUCUAGUAACACAAAUGAAAGGGUCCAUUCAUACAGGGCGGAGCCCCGAGUGGAUGAAUGUAUGUUACAGUAAAAGUCAUCCCCAACAAGAAGACCUCUAUGUGGAACCAUUUGGAAAUGGCACACUUAUGUCCACUGCUCAGCUAAAUGUGGGGGGGAACAGGCUGAAAAUAUGUGAUUUUCUAAUGGGUGAAAUGAGCAGUAUUUACAAAAGUUUUUGCACCUUUUAAACACGUCGAGUCAUGUUGAUGAAGUCAACCUCAUGGUAAGGGAUAUGAUGAUAUGUGUGCAUCCUUAUGGUACUCUAUUCCUUACAUAUAUAAAGAAUAAGGUGCCAUCUGUGACACAACCAGGGUUGAUUGGUACCUCAGCAGCACCGGCCACGUUGAGCUGCAGCAUGCCCUUCCUCUCCUUGUCCUCCAUGACGGAGUACCCAAUGGUCUGCACCUGGGUGAAGUUGGCA
Molecule: messenger RNA, 14065 nt
Organism: Coregonus sp. 'balchen'
Lineage: Eukaryota; Metazoa; Chordata; Actinopteri; Salmoniformes; Salmonidae
Source: the annotation of a GenBank genome assembly